Messenger RNA from Daucus carota subsp. sativus, 600 nucleotides. RefSeq lists its product as uncharacterized. The record is from RefSeq and is a predicted model, not a curated record. The transcript has a single exon. NCBI's taxonomy places the organism in Eukaryota, Viridiplantae, Streptophyta, Magnoliopsida, Apiales, Apiaceae. Gene Ontology annotation, molecular function: enzyme inhibitor activity. Bases 1 to 600 code for a protein of 199 amino acids.
AUGAAUCCAUCAAUGUCAAGUUUCUUUUUCUUCUUGUCUCUCAUUUGCUUCUUGACCCUUCUCCCCUGUCCCAUUAUAUCGGCCCGGCCCGCCUCCACCUUAGCCGCGGCCUCUCCGGUUGACCUGCUCACAAAAGCUUGCUCUCUUGCACCCAACAAGGAUCUAUGCCAACAGACAAUCAAUUCAGCGAAAGACAAACCGAAGAAAGACCUGAAUGAUCUUGCUUUUAUAGCCUUUGAAGCUGCCUCCAUUGCCUCCACCUCAAAUGCUGAAUUUGUUUCUCAAAAACUCGAGGACAUUGAGGAAUCGGAGGAGCCUGAUGACGUUGUAGUUACACAAAGCUUUCAAGAUUGCCAAGAACAGUAUCAAGGCAUGAACGAUGAGGUUGAUGAUGCGGUCAGCGCUUUGGCUACCAGAAGAAGAGACGAUGAUGGAAAGAUAGAAACUUGGUUAAAGGAUUCCAUUGUUGCCGUUGAGACGUGCCAGAAGAGUGCCACAGGGAAGGGUCAAAAAACUGAUGAGCUUACCGGCAUGAAUCAAAAACUUUUAGAGUUGCUGAAUAAUGCCAUGGCAGUUUUUCAAGUUCUUAAGCAAAACUAG